Molecule: messenger RNA, 1779 nt
Organism: Endocarpon pusillum Z07020
Lineage: Eukaryota; Fungi; Ascomycota; Eurotiomycetes; Verrucariales; Verrucariaceae
Product: T-complex protein 1 subunit beta
Exons: 3
Coding region: 1-1779 (592 amino acids)
Biological process (GO): protein folding
Cellular component (GO): cytosol; chaperonin-containing T-complex
Molecular function (GO): ATP-dependent protein folding chaperone; ATP binding; ATP hydrolysis activity
Source: RefSeq, a predicted model, not a curated record
AUGAAGAUCCUAGACCUCAAUCACUUUUCUUCUCCGCAGACGCAACAGCGCACAGACCCACAUCGCGAGUUUCGUGCGGAGGACAAAAAGUUUCCAGCCUGCCAGAUCAAACAACAGCAAAGCUUCGAGCUCGAAGCACCGAGUCAACCAUCUUCAAUCUCCUUGACGUGGCUUCUGCUUGCAAUGGCUUUCAGCAAUAAUCCUACGCAGAUCUUUGCAGACGACGUACAAGAAGAGAAGGGUGAAAAUGCAAGACUGUCAGCUUUUGUUGGCGCAAUCGCGGUAGGCGACUUGGUCAAAAGUACUCUAGGACCUAAGGGAAUGGACAAGAUAUUACAGUCUGCGUCGACCGGCGAGAUAAUGGUGACGAACGAUGGUGCAACUAUUCUGAAAUCCAUAGCUCUCGACAAUGCGGCUGCAAAAGUUUUGGUCAAUAUUUCCAAGGUCCAGGACGACGAGGUCGGAGAUGGGACAACCUCUGUGGCAGUUUUGGCAGCUGAGCUGCUACGAGAAGCAGAGAAGCUUGUAGAGAGGAAGAUACAUCCACAGACGAUCAUCGAGGGAUACCGGAUAGCCAGUCAUGCUGCUCUUGCUGCUUUAGAGAAAUCUGCAGUGGACAACAGUAAGGACAAGGCUGCAUUCCGACGGGAUUUGUACGCCAUCGCAAGAACAACUCUCAGCUCCAAAGUCCUGAGCCAAGACCGAGACCGGUUUGCGGAACUUGCUUGUGACGCUGUCCUCCGACUCAAAGGCUCUACAGACCUUAGUCACAUUCAAAUCAUCAAGAAGGCGGGCGGAAAGCUAAGUGAUUCAUAUCUGGACGAAGGAUUUAUCCUCGACAAGCGCAUUGGGGUGAACCAACCGAAACGACUGGAAAAUGCGAAGAUCCUCUGCGCAAAUACUGCGAUGGAUACAGACAAGAUCAAGAUCUUCGGAGCACGAGUCAAGGUCGAAUCCACUGGCAAGCUUGCCGAGCUGGAAAAGGCCGAGAGAGAGAAAAUGAGGGCGAAAGUGGAAAGAAUCAAGGCACAUGGAAUCAAUUGUUUCGUGAACCGGCAGCUGAUCUACAAUUGGCCUGAACAGCUCUUCUCCGAAGCUGGCAUGGUAUCAAUAGAGCAUGCAGAUUUCGAUGGUAUCGAGAGAUUAGCACUCGUGACGGGAGGCGAGAUUGCGUCCACGUUCGACCAUCCGGAGCACGUCAAGCUUGGCCACUGCGAUCUCAUUGAGGAAGUUAUUAUUGGAGAAGAUACCCUUAUCAAGUUCUCGGGCGUGGCAGCUGGCCAAGCGUGCACAGUCGUCCUUCGCGGAGCUACAGAGCAACUCCUUGAUGAGGCUGAAAGAUCACUACAUGAUGCUCUAGCAGUCCUCUCACAGACAGUCAGAGAACCGAAGACGACAUUGGGCGGUGGUUGUGCGGAGAUGGUCAUGGCCAAAGCGGUUGACUCGGCAGCACAUAAGAUUGGAGGGAAGAAGAGGAUAGCGGUGGACUCAUUUGCCACGGCACUUCGACAACUACCUACAAUCCUGGCAGACAAUGCAGGGCUGGACUCCAGCGCACUUGUCACCGAGUUGCAGGCCGAGGUCUACCGAGGGAUGAUGAGCUCGGGCUUAGACCUGUUGACCCCUGGUGGAGGUAUUGCCGACAUGAGAGAUAUGGGAGUCAUUGAGAGCUACAAACUCAAGCGGGCGGUGGUCUCAUCCGCCUCGGAGGCUGCAGAGUUGCUGCUAAGGGUGGAUAACAUUAUUCGAAGUGCUCCGAGGAAGCGGGAACGCAUGUGA